UCACAGCAUGACACCAGAUAAAGGGGCGUGACUACUUUAGGGGUUGGGCAGAGGAGAGGUAAAAAAACACAGACAACUAUAUUCUCUCAUGUUUAGACCUGACACAGCAAGACCGCAGCCAUUCCUGAGCUAAACAGACGGCGUUAUAGAUGGCGUACUCCACCAAAACUCUUGCUGCUGGCUCGUUUGGGAAGGUAUACAAGGAGAAGUACAAUGACACCUGGGCUGCAAUCAAGAAGGUGCCACAACACUUAAUCAAUAGGAGAGACCUGGAGAGAGAGUGUCAAGUAUACAAUAAAGCGAUUCAUCCUAACAUAGUGAAGCUUCUGGGUAAUCCAACACUCAAGGACUCUAAGUGGAUCAUCCCCAUGGAGUUCAUCUUUGGAGAGGAACUGGAGACAACCAUCUUCAAAUCACAAAAAUCUAAAAUACAGUUAACUCCAUCUAUAAAGGCCACCAUCAUCACAGGCAUGUGUGAAGGACUGUUUCACCUACACAGCAAAGAUAUCGUCCAUCAAGACCUCAAGCCUGAGAACAUCAUGGUAGAGCAUGACAGUCACAGAGCUGUGAUCAUUGAUAUGGGACUGGCCAAAUUCUUCCGCAAUGGCCUAAAUUCUGCCGUGGAUAUGGGUAACGAGGCCUACUCUCCACCUGAGGUCCUGCAGAGGCGGGGCCACCGAGACCAGCGUUCGGACGUGUGGGCUAUGGGUAAAAUCAUUGCUGAACUCUGUGCCAGAGUCAGGCUGCACACCCCCAGUGUCUGUCCGGCUAAGAUCCAUGAGAUCCUCAGUCUCCAAGGACAGCAGUACUGUAACGCUGUCUGUAGGAUGGUGCAGAGUGACCCCACAGUGCGAGCCACCAUGGCCGGGAUCAUGCCAGAGAUACGAAAGGCAGUGGGAGGUGGCAACACCGAGGAACAACAAAGAGGACAUCUUCCGACACCCUUUCCUCACACUGAGAUAAAAGUCACAUCGCCACAUCCUCAAGCUCCUGUACAGCAAUCACUCCCUCUAUCAAGAGCUGAGUGCGCAGCCUCACCAAGGCCUGAGGUCAAGACGCUAGUGCGAGCUCCUGUGCGAGCGCCUUCUCCAUCGAGAUGGGAGCGUGCAGCCUUGCCAAAGACUGAGGUCAAGACUGAGGUCAAGACAACACUGCAACCACAACCCGUACAGCGUUCACCUUCCCCGUCAAGGUGGGAGCGUGCAGCCUUGCCAAAGACUGAGGUCAAGGCAACACUGCAACCACAACCCGUACAGCGUUCACCUUCCCCGUCAAGGUGGGAGCGUGCAGCCUUGCCAAAGACUGAGGUCAAGGCGACACUGCAACCACAACCCGUACAGCGUUCAUCUUCCCCGUCAAGAUGGGAGCGUGCAGCCUCUCCAAAUCCUGAAGUCAAGAACUCAUCAUCUCCCCUUCCAAAGGUAGACCAGGGUAAUGCACUGGUUCCAUCAGGCAUGGUUCAACCCAGUCAAGAUGUCAUGAAACAGCUUCUCUACAAAGAGGCCUUGAAGGGUCUCCCAUGCCCACUCCCAACAACGGGCAAGGUGCGAAUCUGCCGUUAUCAGCAAAGGAAUGGGGAAGUGGAGACUUGGGAGCAAAAGGAGGUGGAGACUGAAGGAGGGAGGAUAGUCAAGUUUGAGGAUGUGAUGUUUAACAACAAGUCAUAAGUAGGUUAUUGAGAGGUUGUGAAAUAGUUGCGAGUUGAUUUGGCUCUGCUUCUGAAAUAGUUGGGAGUUGAUUUGACUCUGGUCACUCCCCUUAUAUCCUUCAUUGCAAAAGUCUGACAUUUUUAUGGAGAAGGGGAAGAGUAUAUUUGGGAGAUGGGACAAACUAAUGUAAGAAUUCUAACAUCCAGUGAAACUAUACCAGAAGUACUGUGCCUAAAAACAAAGUGGCACAAUAGCCCACAACGUGAGACCCCCCCCCCUAAAAAAGACUAUUAACAACAAAAGUUUUCUUGCACUGGUAAGAAGGAAACCUUUGAGUGAGUUAAGGUUGAGUAAGGAUUUAGGGAUGAUCUUGAAUGUACUAUCACUUCUUCUAAUGCUACAUCAUGUCACAGUAUGGCUACAAUGUUGCACAACUGGUUAGGUGACAGUGUACAUACAGUACCAGUCAAAAGUUUGGGCCCUCCAACUCAUUCAAGGGUUUAUCUUUUCUAUUUACUAUGUUCUACAUUGAGGAGUAAUAGUGAA
Messenger RNA from Oncorhynchus tshawytscha (Chinook salmon), 2195 nucleotides. RefSeq names its product serine/threonine-protein kinase Nek8. The record is from RefSeq and is a predicted model, not a curated record. The coding region runs from base 150 to 1667 and encodes 505 amino acids. NCBI's taxonomy places the organism in Eukaryota, Metazoa, Chordata, Actinopteri, Salmoniformes, Salmonidae. Gene Ontology annotation, biological process: protein phosphorylation. The transcript has 5 exons. Gene Ontology annotation, molecular function: protein kinase activity; ATP binding.